AACUGUCUCCCUCCCUUGUCGAGCAUCGUCCUUGCUACCCCCGAACCGAUCGUUUCGAAACAAACAAAAACAAAACAACACUACAUCCAUAGCAUGUUGACUGGAUAUUUAUAAGACGACAGUAUCUCUAGAUCGACAACCACAGCAAUGUCGACCACCACCACCGCUGCCUCGGGCACUAAGAGGGCUCCUCUCUCCGACAACCCCAAUGCCGCCAACUCGCCGCUGCGUGGGUCCUCGGCUACCGCCUUGGCACUACAGGGCUCUAAAAAGGCCGUCCGCUCCCAUGCCGAUCAGCUCAGAGAGGAGCCAUACGGUCAACCGCCGCCGGCCAAGAGACAGAUGAUUGAACAUGGCGGUCAACGCGCCGCCGCCUCGCCGACGAGCUCCCGGUCCAAUGUGUCCAAUGUCACGCGCAAGACCUCGACGAUGUCCCGGACCGCUGAACGGGAACGGGCGGAAAGGGCUUCCUCUAGAACAAGCACCACGGCUACCAGCACCCGUGCCGAGAGGUCGCAUGCCUCCACCACCACCACUACCGACCGCAUCACCGCAAAGGAACUCGAAGACCUCAGUAUAUGGCAAACCUCUAUGAGAUCGCGCUUUCACAAGAUGGUUUUCUACUUUGAGAGUAUUCCCGACGAGCAGCGUCACAAGCUUGCCAAACAAGUCGCUCAAUUGGGCGCUCGUGAGGAAAAGUUCUUUUCCAUCGAAAUCACCCAUGUCGUCACCACUCGCCCCAUUCCCCCCGUAAGGCCAGUCCAGGACGAGAACCAGCCCGGCACCAGCACCCAGUCGACAAGUGAACAACCAAAGACGAUCGAUCCCUCUCUCCUGAACCGCAAUGGCGACUCGGUCCGACGGAAACUCAUUUUCGACAAGCCAUCAAUCCGGAAAUCCUCAGUACAGCCCCAGGAAGAGACGAUGCCCAAGCCGAAAGCACGCAGCACCGAUAUCCUGCACCGUGCACGGGACAUGGGCAAGAAGAUCUGGUCGCUGGACAAACUGCAGAGGAUUCUCGGCAUGGUCCUUGAGACGGACCUGGUCAAGGCUGCAUUGCUGGGCCGAGGGCAUACACCUCAGGCCGCCGACAGGGCCAAGGCUCGCCAUCAGACUGCUAAUGUACUCCAGAUGCUUCAGAAUGAGCGUGUGCACGGCCCCUCCGACCGUGAUCCCACUGUCGUUACCAAGGACAUCCACUACUUCAAGGGACCCUACAUUUAUGUAUACGACAUCGAGGAGAAGACGAGGCCGGUCAUGGUGAGGGAGUACCACAGAGUUGCCGACAAGAAGGACGGCGAGUGGCCCCAGUUCCGUGUGGCAUCUCAAGGCCGUUGCCCAUUUGUUGAGGAUUAUGAUCCCCCUGAAAGGACGAGGCGGGAAAGGGCCCAGGCCAAGGAGAAGGUUACCAAGGCUGCGGAUACGGCUGCUGCCACCGAGAAGGCCGCUGCUACCAAGACCCUCCAGCCUCCCGAGGUGCCAUCACCCAAGCCGGUUACGGGAAAGCGUACUCUUAAUGAGAUGGAAGCACCCAACGAUCGUGCCGCUGAAGUUGUUGAUGAUGCCCCCGAGACCGUCGAGUCGACUAAGGAGUCCACCCCUUCGGUUGAUUUCCGUUCCCAGAAUGCCUUCAUGAGCUAUACCACCAAGGUUGGCCGUUUGGUCGCCGGAGAGCCCGUCGCUUCCGGUAUUCAGGCCAACAAGCUUACAUCCGCGAUCCGCUCUCAGAUGGUGUCGUCCACCACCGGUGUCCUUGGCGCCAAGGCCGGUAUCAGCAAGGAAGUUUUGGGACUUCAGCGCAAGGUUCUUCAGAAGGCUAGUGUUCCUUCCCUUUCGCAAGACUCGGGCGCUCGUCGCUUGGCCGAGAUUGGUGUAGACGGAAACCCAUCAUGCACGCGCGCCGCUAGCUUGGGUAACCCAGCCAAUCCUCCGAUGCCUGAGAUCUGGGAGGAUGAUGAAGCUCGGAAGCAGGAGCAGGCCAAGAAGGAGAGAAAAUUGCGCAGGACCGCGAGCACUCCCGCUCCCCAGACAAAGCCGAAGCCGCGCGAUCCCAAGCCGGGUUACUGCGAAAAUUGUCAGGAUAAGUUCGAGGACUUUGAUGCGCACAUCGUUUCCCGCAAGCAUCGCCGUUUCGCAGAGAAUGACGACAACUGGGCUCAGCUCGACGCUCUCCUUGGCAAGCUCUCGCGUGCUCCUCGUGAGCCGCGUUACCGGUCCGUGGAUGAUGAAAGGUGGCAGUAAGCUUCUGCUCUGUUGCCGCACAUGAUAUUUCCCAUGUCUCCUGACGACUACUUGUACUUGCUUUCCCUUCUUAUUUGCCCUUCAUCUCCCCCCUUUCAACCUAUGCUUCUCUUCAGUCAGUCAGGAGUCAUGUGGCGGUAUCAUGUGUCAUCCAUUGUUGGAGAGGUUUUCUUUUUUACGAGGAUUCCAACAACACAAAGUUCAUUACCAGCAUAUUUGGGCGCGGGAGUUCCGGUGGCUUGUCUUUGACGGGGCGU
Molecule: messenger RNA, 2498 nt
Organism: Neurospora tetraspora
Lineage: Eukaryota; Fungi; Ascomycota; Sordariomycetes; Sordariales; Sordariaceae
Product: Dfp1/Him1, central region-domain-containing protein
Exons: 3
Coding region: 148-2241 (697 amino acids)
Biological process (GO): positive regulation of nuclear cell cycle DNA replication; regulation of cell cycle phase transition
Cellular component (GO): Dbf4-dependent protein kinase complex
Molecular function (GO): nucleic acid binding; zinc ion binding; protein serine/threonine kinase activator activity
Source: RefSeq, a predicted model, not a curated record